Messenger RNA from Hevea brasiliensis (rubber tree), 2531 nucleotides. RefSeq names its product LEAF RUST 10 DISEASE-RESISTANCE LOCUS RECEPTOR-LIKE PROTEIN KINASE-like 1.5. Gene Ontology annotation, molecular function: ATP binding; protein kinase activity. The record is from RefSeq and is a predicted model, not a curated record. Bases 202 to 2118 code for a protein of 638 amino acids. NCBI's taxonomy places the organism in Eukaryota, Viridiplantae, Streptophyta, Magnoliopsida, Malpighiales, Euphorbiaceae. Gene Ontology annotation, biological process: protein phosphorylation. The transcript has a single exon.
UUUAGACUCCUAAAGCAAUUUUCAAAACACCUUGGCCCUCGCGUCGCAGGUUCUCACCCCUUUCGAGUUGUUUUUGUCUUCACUCUUCACGUGAACCCUUUUCUCUCCUCCCUCCUUCUCUCUUCACUCUUCAGAUCAAAAAAAUCGCUUGUUUCGUCUUUCUUUUGUUGAUGAAUAUUGUUAUGCUUUCUCUCUUCCUCAAUGCCUCAACCACCCUCACCCCUUUCCUCCGCUGUCUUUUUCCUACUCCUAGUGUUUUCUCUGAAUGCCAUUUUAGCUGGUGGUCAAGCUUGUGCUUUCAAACCUGAAGCAUUUUCCAGAUCUUCUUGUCCUCCAUUCCCAUCUGCUCCUCCUUUUCCCUUCUCUAUAUCGCCCGGUUGUGGUCACCCUUCCUUCCAACUGAAAUGCUCUUCCCCUUACUCCAUCAUCUCCAUUAACAAUCUUUCUUUCUAUCUCAUACGCUUCGAACCUAACUCUUCUUCUCUCACUCUCUCUCCCCAAACCCACUCCUUUACACCCACCAAAACAUCGACUCAAACCAACUGUUCUUCUCUUUCCAUUCCUGCCCAAUCCAUCAAUCUCUCUGGUUCGCCAUUUCGAUUUUCUGACUCUGACUGCGCUCGCCUCUCUGUUGUUCGCUCUUGUUCCUUCCCAAAUCUCCCCAAUUGCAGUCAUUGUCCCUGGGAAUGCAAGCUCAUCAAGAACCCCGCUCAACUCCUCCAUGGUUGUGGAUCUACUCACCGCCCUCUCUCCGGGCAGGGCUGUCAAUAUGACAUUCUAGGCUUUCUUGACAAGUUGUUAACGAUUGGUCUCCAGGUUGAGUAUGAUGAAUUUCAAGAUUCUUACUUCUCAAACUGCAGAGACUGCAAAUCCAAGAAUGGAGUUUGCGGCUUCAAUUCGUCAGACCCAGAAAAGCGAUUCCUCUGUUUUCAGCCUAGAUCUCGCUUCUCACCUCCUUGGAUUCGCGAAGAUGAUGCUAAUCGAAUUGCCAUUUUGUGUUCAAUCUUCACAGUACUGUGUUUACUACUCGUCAUUUUGGUUGUUGCAGCGAUUUACAGGUCCAGGCGCUUGAGAUCGUUAGCAACACAAGAAGACCCAACAACACUAUUCCUUCACCGCUACCGCUCUGCUAGUCUGCUUCCUCCCGUAUUCACCUACGAGGAGCUGGAAUCCUCCACCAACCGCUUCGACCCAAAGCGCAAAAUUGGUGAUGGUGGUUUCGGGUCCGUAUUCUUGGGCCAUCUCUACGAUGGUCGAAUCGUUGCUGUUAAAUACCUGCACAAACAACACAAUGCCGCCGCCGCUAGCAGAGCAUUCUCUACCAAGUCAUUCUGCAAUGAAAUCCUGAUAUUAUCUUCAAUAGAUCACCCAAAUCUCGUUAAGCUUCACGGAUACUGCAGCGACCCGAGAGGGUUACUUCUAGUAUACGACUAUGUCCCUAAUGGCACUCUAGCCGACCACCUCCAUGGCCCGAAGAGCUUGCGCCGCAAAGCGUCUUUAACAUGGCAAGUGAGGAUUGAUAUUGCAUUGCAAACGGCUCUAGCUCUGGAGUACUUGCAUUUCGCGGUUCAGCCGGCGGUUGUUCACAGAGAUAUAACAUCGUCAAACAUUUUUGUUGAGAAAGAUAUGAGAAUCAAAGUCGGGGACUUUGGACUCUCAAGGCUCCUGGUUUUCCCGGAAACGUCAUCGUCUUCAUCUGGGUAUGUAUGGACCGGACCUCAGGGCACGCCCGGGUACUUGGACCCGGAUUACCACCGGUCCUUCAGGUUGACAGAGAAGAGCGACGUGUACAGUUUCGGAGUGGUGUUAUUAGAGCUAAUUUCAGGGUUGAAAGCGGUGGAUCAGAGCAGAGACAAGAGAGAAAUGGCGUUGGCUGAUCUAGUAGUAUCCAAGAUCCAAAUGGGUCAGCUCCAUCAGGUAGUGGACCCAGUAUUGGCUGUGGAGGGGGAGGGGAAUGAGAGCGUAUAUGCGGUGGCGGAGCUGGCAUUCCGAUGCGUGGCGGCGGAUAAGGAUGAUAGGCCGGAUUCGAGGGAGGUGGUGGAGGAGCUGAAGCGGGUCCGGAGCCGCACGCGUGGGUUUGGCGGGUCAAAUGACUUGGGUGAGGUGGCAAAGGGGUGAUUUGUUGGUGAUUGAUUGAGUGGGUCAUGUUUUUGUUUGGAUGCAUAUAGAAGCUUUGAUAAAAAUAGAAUGUUUAUUACAUUUUUCAUGUCACAACACCCCAAUUUGACACUUUUUGGCGCUCUUAUUUUCAAAUUUAGGGUUUCGCUUUCUUAAAAUAGGGAAUAUAUUUUUAUUGUAAUGUAUAAUUAAAAAUCAAAUCUUGGUACCCACAUGAUUUCGCCCAUUCAAAAAAUUACUCAUCAUGUGGCUGUGGGUGGUAUUUAGGUUCUUAUAUUCAAUAUGGCAAGGGGUAUCUUUUAAAACGAGGGGGAAAUUUUACUUUCAUCUUGCAUUCCCUUCCCUACAUGAGGUUCAUUUGUCGCAUAUAAUCGUUUACAACCAGAUAUGAGAGAAUAAUUUCAGAGUUGUCA